Molecule: messenger RNA, 660 nt
Organism: Cydia amplana
Lineage: Eukaryota; Metazoa; Arthropoda; Insecta; Lepidoptera; Tortricidae
Product: DNL-type zinc finger protein-like
Exons: 1
Coding region: 79-609 (176 amino acids)
Biological process (GO): protein folding; protein import into mitochondrial matrix; protein stabilization
Cellular component (GO): mitochondrion
Molecular function (GO): zinc ion binding; protein-folding chaperone binding
Source: RefSeq, a predicted model, not a curated record
UAUUGAAAUCUUAUUGGUAGUGAUGCAAUUUGCAAUUCUAAUAUUCCUAUCAAAGCGUGAAAAUUAAUUUUAUUAAACAUGUCGCACAAAACUUUAAUAGAUUUCGUAGUGAAAUACCACACGCCGCGGUUAUUAAACAACAUAGUAUUCUUUCCGAGCAAUGGAAAUUCAUAUUUUGGAAGACGUCUGGUUGUCCCUGCGAAAACGGUAGCUUCACCUGCGGUAUCUCCAAGGAACUUCAGCACAACUAGCACCAAGUUCACAGACGUACAAGCCGCCGAACAGAUACAGAUACAAGGCAAAUUCCAAUUAAUGUAUACCUGCAAAAAAUGUAACACCAGAAGCACAAAGUUCAUCACAAAACUUGCCUACUACAAGGGAGUCGUGAUCGUGAAUUGUGAUGGUUGUGAGCAUAGGCACCUGAUUGCUGAUAACUUAAAUUGGUUCAGUGAUAUGAAUGGAAAGAAAAAUAUAGAAGAUAUCAUGGCGGAGAAGGGAGAAACGGUGCAGAAGAUUUUGUCAGAAGAUCUUGAGUUUAUUGCAACCGAAAUGGUCAAGAAUACAGAUAAAUCUGACGCUGAAGAGUUAGCCACAUUACCAAAACCGUGAAGAGAAGUGCAAUCUCUAGUUUAUUUAUUAAUUCCAAAAUUUUCUUCCAAU